This is a messenger RNA of Amphimedon queenslandica, 1371 nucleotides long. Its product is annotated as putative glycerol-3-phosphate transporter 1. The transcript is spliced from 17 exons. Bases 81 to 1331 code for a protein of 416 amino acids. Lineage: Eukaryota; Metazoa; Porifera; Demospongiae; Haplosclerida; Niphatidae. Gene Ontology annotation, molecular function: transmembrane transporter activity. Gene Ontology annotation, biological process: transmembrane transport. The record is from RefSeq and is a predicted model, not a curated record. Gene Ontology annotation, cellular component: membrane.
UAAUUUGCUAUUUAUAAGAGCUUUAUUUUAGUGGACUUAUAGCUGAUCGUGUUAAUCUUAGAUAUUUCUUAACAGUUGGAAUGAUAGGUAGUGGGGUCUUUGUUGGAAUGUUGGGUGUGGCUUACUUUGCUGAUAUUCAUCAUCUUGCCUAUUAUAUUGUUAUACAAAUUUUUGUUGGAGUUUUUGAGUCGACAGGUUGGCCUGGUGUAGUAGCAGUAAUGGGUAAUUGGUUUGGUAAGAAGAACCGUGGUUUAUUAAUGGGUGUAUGGAACUCUCACACAUCAGUUGGUAAUAUAUUGGGAACUGCAGUUCCUUCAUUAUUUGCAAAGAAAUGCGACCCAUGGGGAUGGGCUUUUUUGAUUCCAGGAUUUGUGAUGAUUUUUGUUGGCUGUGUAAUAUUCUUUUUCCUGGUCUUAGAUCCUGAUGAUGUUGGUUUGCCUUCUCCUCAGCACCAUGAGGUUAGAGAGCCUCGACCACAAAAAAAUGGAAUGUCAUACAAGAAAGAAAGUGACCUAACAGCAGACACUAAUAUAAGGACAUCAGGAAAAUUGUCUAUAGAAAAUGAUACUAACGAAAAUUCACCACUUAUAGAUAAAUCUCCUGAUACUGAAAAGUCUAAAGGUAAAGCUGUUGGCUUACUGAGAGCAUUGACAGUUCCUGGAGUGGUAGAGUUUGCUGUGUCACUUUUCUUUGCAAAGAUGGUUGCUUAUACCUUCCUGUUCUGGCUCCCUUACUAUGUAGCAUACAAUCGCAUUGGUGGGCGGUAUAUUGGUGAACAGAAAGCCGAUCUACUGGCUACUCUUUAUGAUAUAGGAGGAAUAAUUGGAGGUAUAACUACUGGUGCUCUUUCUGAUGUCAUCAAUGCAAGAGCUAUAUCAUGUGUCAUAAUGCUCUAUUGUGCUGUACCAACAUUGUUCAUGUAUCGAUAUUUUGGCGUUAAAUCAGUUGGAGCAUCAAUAGCGUUAAUCAUAUUUUGUGGUCUGUUCAUCAAUGGUCCUUAUGCUCUCAUCACAACUGCUGUAUCUAGUGAUCUUGGCACACAUGAAUCACUGAGAGAGAAUCAGAAAGCUAAAGCAACAGUGACUGCCAUCAUUGAUGGUAUGGGAUCACUAGGAGCUGCUUUUGGACCACUAGUAACUGGAUUUGUAUCUGAUUACUUUGGCUGGGACAGUGCAUUUUAUGUUCUAAUGGGCUCGUGCUUCAUUUCAUCAUUGAUGCUGAGCAGAUUAGUUGUAGGCGAAGCAAGAUAUUUCUAUAGAAAGUUUAAAACUCAGACAAAGAAUCAGGUGUAUGCUCCUAGAAUAGCAAGCAAGGAGUCAACUAUGAUGUGAAAGAUGUUUUUUAAUGUAUUUGCACUGACAAUUAUUUUUA